UGUGUUUAUAAUAUACAUUGAGAAACCUCAGGAUCUCAUCCAAUAAUGUCAGAAGGCAUGUGGCACUACAGCUGAGGAUAAAAAGGGUGUGGGCACAUAUGAUCUUGGAAGGGCAUCACAUGUGAGGUGACAUAGCUAAAUGUUAUUCCUAUAUAUAUAUAUAUGCAUUUAUUAUGUGGUGUUCUCACAUACUCACAUAUAAGAACAACUGGUUACUUUAAAUAAUGUGUGACAUGAAUAAAUUUGGAAUAUGUCCAUGUGAUUCUGUAGAGAAAAUUGAGGGAGAGAACGUGGGUACAAUUGAUGGGCUUUCAGAUUCAUCACUAGAUCAUUCAAUAUUAUCUGCUUCUUGCAUGUGAGCUUUGUUCUUUUCUGCAAAUUCUUGCAUCUAUAAAUAACCUGUCUGUAUUUCAUAACCAACAAUCUUCCCUCUCAUUUCCUCAUCUUUCCACAUUUCACUACAACCUCCCCAAACAUGUCUACAAGAAGUAUGUUCUUACCAGCAGUGAUCUUAGUACUAUUACAUUGUUUCAUCAUCAAUGCCGGCGCUAUAACGCCUUCUGGAUGGAUUCAAGCCCAUGCUACAUUCUACGGAGGCAGCGACGCAUCUGGCACAAUGGGAGGUGCCUGUGGAUACGGCAACCUGUACUCAGCAGGAUAUGGAACAAGAACAGCGGCACUCAGCACUGCAUUGUUCAACAAUGGAGCUUCAUGUGGACAGUGCUUCAAGAUCAUGUGUGACUACAAAUCCGACCCUCAAUGGUGCAAGAAGGGCACCUCCGUCACCAUCACCGCCACCAACUUCUGCCCUCCAAACUACGAUCUCCCCAGCGACAACGGCGGCUGGUGCAACCCUCCCCGCCAGCACUUCGACAUGGCUCAGCCCGCGUGGGAAAAGAUCGGCAUCUACAAAGGCGGCAUUGUCCCUGUGCUCUACCAAAGGGUUCCUUGCAAGAAGAAUGGAGGGGUGAGAUUCAGCAUGAAUGGGAGGGACUACUUCGAGCUUGUGCUGAUCAGCAAUGUCGGGAAUGCUGGCUCUAUUCAAUCUGUUCGUAUAAAGGGAUCAAAGACAGGGUGGCUGCCUAUGUCAAGAAACUGGGGGGCGAAUUGGCAGUCCAAUUCUUACCUCAAUGGUCAACCUCUCUCUUUUAUGGUCACCACCACUGAUGGAGUCACCAAAACUUUCUUGAAUGUUGUCCCAUCUAAUUGGGCUUUCGGGCAGACAUUUUCAAGCCCGAUCCAGUUCUAAGCUGAAUCGGGUCGGGUUUUCUGUUUGGGCUGGGGCGGCGACGAGCAGCCCGCCAAUUUUUUUUUGAAUUGAUUGUUCAACAACAUUUGUAUAUGAAAAGAGAACGACAUAAGAUAUGGUGAACGAGUGGAUGUCGUUGAAA
Messenger RNA from Andrographis paniculata, 1391 nucleotides. RefSeq names its product expansin-A11-like. NCBI's taxonomy places the organism in Eukaryota, Viridiplantae, Streptophyta, Magnoliopsida, Lamiales, Acanthaceae. Gene Ontology annotation, biological process: plant-type cell wall organization. The record is from RefSeq and is a predicted model, not a curated record. The coding region runs from base 476 to 1249 and encodes 257 amino acids. The transcript has 3 exons. Gene Ontology annotation, cellular component: extracellular region.